CCUCACAAACAUUCUGCCCUCCCAGGCAAGGCCUACGGCUGUGUGGGAGGCUACAUCGCCAGCAGCGCCGCCCUGGUGGACACAGUGCGAUCCUUUGCGGCUGGCUUCAUCUUCACCACCGCCCUGCCCCCCAUGGUGCUGGCCGGAGCCCUGGAGUCCGUGCGGGUCCUUAGGGGCCCCGAGGGGCAAUCCCUGCGCAGAGCCCACCAAAGGAACGUUAAACACAUGAGGCAGCUGCUCAUGGAUAAGGGCCUGCCUGUGGUCCACUGUCCUAGCCACAUCAUCCCCAUACGGGUGGGCAAUGCAGAGCUGAACACCAAGGUGUGCGACAUCCUGCUGGAAAGACACAGCAUCUACGUGCAGGCCAUCAACUACCCCACAGUGCCCCGCGGAGAAGAGUUGCUGCGCCUGGCUCCGUCUCCUCAUCACCAGCCUGCCAUGAUGGAGUACUUUGUGGGUGAGUGACACAUGCUGGGCAAUGUUGGUUGGUUGUUCUAUGCAAG
Hippocampus comes (tiger tail seahorse) is the source of this 503-nucleotide messenger RNA. Its product is annotated as 5-aminolevulinate synthase, erythroid-specific, mitochondrial-like. Gene Ontology annotation, molecular function: 5-aminolevulinate synthase activity; pyridoxal phosphate binding. Gene Ontology annotation, biological process: hemoglobin biosynthetic process; erythrocyte development; heme biosynthetic process. The coding region runs from base 133 to 465 and encodes 110 amino acids. The record is from RefSeq and is a predicted model, not a curated record. Lineage: Eukaryota; Metazoa; Chordata; Actinopteri; Syngnathiformes; Syngnathidae. The transcript has 2 exons. Gene Ontology annotation, cellular component: mitochondrion.